AUGUCUUCCGCACAUGCAAUUUCACCAGAAGUGCAAGAAUAUUUAGAUCAUGUUGUUUCCAAACUUCCAGAAAGUAGUUGGUCUUUUAUGCAAGGAUUUUUGAUAGGUCAAUUAUCGAUAGUGAUUUUGGUGUUCGCUUUUAUAAAGUAUAUGUUACUGGAAGACGAAAAAAAAGAUAACCCUCAGCGCCCUCUUCCCAUUCCUACGCCUCUGAAUCCGAAAACAGAUUCAUCUUCACCGGUAUCAACUAUUUUAUCAAAAACAUUAUAUGAUCCAACUUAUCACCCACCUGAAUCCACGGCAUGGCUUAAUGUCCUAAUUGAACAGGCCAUAUAUCAGUAUCGAGAUGAUGCUAAAACGGACAAUCGUUUGGCACGCAUGGUUGAUGAAAUAUUGAAUGGUGGUGUUAGACCUGAUUUUGUGGUUACGCGCCUUGAUAUUGGAGAGGAAUUUCCUGUUUUUAACAAUGCUCGAAUAAGAUCGGCGGAUUCCAUAGGAAGAAUGAGAGUUGAGGUUGAUUGUGACUAUUGUGAUCAAAUAACACUUGGAAUUGAUACUCAAAUACUUAUUAAUUGGCCAAAACCAAAAAUAGCCGUAUUACCAAUUUCAUUAGUAUUAUCUGUGAUCAAAUUUUCUUCUACGGUAACUUUGGAGAUAGUGACUACUCCGGAAUCCUCUUUUAUUAAAGUCUCUAUACUACCGGAUUUCAUUCUCGAAUUUAAUGUUCAAUCAUUAAUAGGUUCACGAUCAAAACUUGAGGAUAUUCCUAAAAUCACUCAUAUCAUAACAUCUAAAUUAAGAAACGCGUUUUGUGAAAAUGAAGAAAUAAUUGACGCAACUACAAAUUCUUCAACACUACCUGAAGGAUUGAGACAUCGUAUGGGAGAUUAUCCGUUAGUGCAGGAUGCUGUGUUUCUCACACAUGGUGUAAAAACCACAACACAAGCUCAGACGUCGUCUUGUUGA
Molecule: messenger RNA, 966 nt
Organism: Funneliformis mosseae
Lineage: Eukaryota; Fungi; Glomeromycota; Glomeromycetes; Glomerales; Glomeraceae
Source: the annotation of a GenBank genome assembly